AUGCCUAGGGGUCAGAAGAGUAAGCUCCGCGCCCGUGCAAAACGCCGUCAGGCUCAAGAACAGCUCCAGAAUGUGAUGGGCGUUCCAGCCAUGGCAGGAGUGGAAGAACCGGCCUGUUCCCCCUCUUCAACUUGUGUCAGUGAGGCUCCCAAGAGUUCAGCUACUUCUGAAGCCACCAGCAGUCCUCAAGAGCCUCCGAGAGCACCACGCACCAACACUGCUGUACCUGUUUCAUAUGCAAGAUCCAAUAACCGAGCAAGGGGAAGGCCAAGAUCCUCACGGGUCCAGUCUGCCUUUGAGUACCACACUAAAGGCCCUGUAGACAAGGCAGUAAUUCUUUUGGUGCAAUACCUGCUGCGCAAAUAUCAAAUGAGAGAGCCUGUUUCAAAGGCAGAUAUUCUGAAAAAAGUAACUGGUUUGCCCAACAGCUAUUUCCAUGAGAUCCUGAUGAAAGCUUCUGAAUACAUGGAGCUGAUCUUUGGCCUUGACAUAAAGAAGCUGGAUCUCAACAGGCACAUCUAUAUCCUCAUCAACAAGUUGGAGAUAGGCUAUGAUGAAAAUCUGGAUGAUAAUGGAAGAAUCCCCAUAACUGGCUUGCUAAUGACUAUCUUGGCUGUGAUUUUCACAAGGGGAAAUUGUGCCACUGAGGAGCAAAUAUGGCAAUUGUUAAAUUUGAUGGGAUUAUAUGCUGGGAAGAAGCAUUUCCUUUUUGGGGAGCCCCAAAAGCUUAUCACCAUUGAUUUGGUGAAAGCAAAGUACCUAGAGUACCAGCAGGUGCCCAAUAGUAUCCCUCCAUGCUAUCAAUUCCUGUGGGGCCCCAGAGCCCAUGCUGAAACAAGUAAAAUGAAAGUCCUUGAAUUUUUAGCCAAGGCCCAUAAUACUGUUCCUACUGCCUUUACAUUCUGGUAUCAGGAGGCUUUGAAAGAUGAGGAAGAGCGAGCCCUAGCCAGAGUUAUGGCUAGGGCUCGCAUUAAAGCCAUGGCUGAUGCACGUUUGAGGGUCUGUACAUCAAGCCUUCCAAAGACAAGCAGAAUAUGA
Molecule: messenger RNA, 1038 nt
Organism: Ochotona curzoniae (black-lipped pika)
Lineage: Eukaryota; Metazoa; Chordata; Mammalia; Lagomorpha; Ochotonidae
Product: melanoma-associated antigen B10-like
Exons: 1
Coding region: 1-1038 (345 amino acids)
Biological process (GO): negative regulation of transcription by RNA polymerase II
Cellular component (GO): nucleus
Source: RefSeq, a predicted model, not a curated record